AUGGGAGCCUUUUACGAUACGAUUCCGAACGAUACGCUCAUGGACUGGAUCCGCCAGCAAAAGCUCUUCGUCUCGAGCUCGCCCCUGUCCUCGGAUGCGCACGUCAACUGUUCGCCCAAAGGCCACGACGCCCUCUUCACCCUCGUCGACGACAAGAGCGCCUACUAUGUCGACUUGACCGGAAGCGGGAACGAGACCAUCAGCUGUUUGUACGAAGAAGGCAACGGCAGGAUCACAAUCAGUUAGUAGUCCGCCCGUCUCGGAGUUGGCCGGCUCGGGCUUGGCCUCGGGCUCGAGGUUCGAAUCACGUGUUAGGGGCAGGCUAGCCAGAAAGGCCCUAGGCUGAAGAUGAACGCCGUUAUGCAUCUUUCAACAGUGUUUGUUGCCUUUGAGGGUCCGCCCAGGAUCGUUCGACUGUUCGGCAAGGGCAAGGUUUUCGAACGAGGCUCGCCCGAAUUUGAAAACUAUUUGCCUCCUGGGUGAGUGCUUGAGGCCUACCGCCUCGAAGGAAGAAUAUUCUAGUGAACAAGCGAUGUCAAUGUCCGACCGGGUCUAAUUACAUUAUGCUAAUUUUAUCGGCACCGUCUGGAACGGCCGACAGAGAUCCGAGACGAUACCCAGGAACCCGAGCCAUCAUCUGGAUCGACAUUCACAAAGUUGGCACCUCGUGCGGCUACUCGGUACCUUUCUUCGAAUACAAGAAGGAGAGGUAUGUUCGAAGCCACGCAAUCCAGCGUCAUAGCUCGCUCAGGACCAUCGAAGUAACAAGCAAAAACCCGUCUCGAUGCUCGGCUUUCAUUGUGCUCUCGCAGGAACACUCUUCUCAACUUCAUGGACAACCAAGAGAAGAAAGAAGGUGGCAUGAAGCCGUACUGGAAUCUCAAGAACCUGAGCUCGGUCGACGGUCUCCCCGGUCCCAAAGUCGCCGAGCCGGAUGCGCCCGAACCGGGAGAGAAGUUCACGUUGGAAGGAUCGGGAGGAGGGAAUAACGCCAGCACCAAGACGGGCAAGAUGAGCGAGGGCGGCGAUGUCGUUCAAGAUUUGAUGGCACGGUCGGCCAUGCUCUUGUUCGGACUUUUCUUCGCCGGUUGGUUGCUUGGGUUGAGGAUAACCUUUGAUGAAGGAGUUGCUAGGGAAGCGAGGCAACGUGUGUGGGGUACUCUGGCCAUUUGA
Molecule: messenger RNA, 1173 nt
Organism: Microbotryum saponariae
Lineage: Eukaryota; Fungi; Basidiomycota; Microbotryomycetes; Microbotryales; Microbotryaceae
Source: the annotation of a GenBank genome assembly